This is a messenger RNA of Monosiga brevicollis MX1, 1716 nucleotides long. RefSeq lists its product as uncharacterized. The transcript is spliced from 2 exons. Lineage: Eukaryota; Choanoflagellata; Craspedida; Salpingoecidae. The record is from RefSeq and is a predicted model, not a curated record. Bases 1 to 1716 code for a protein of 571 amino acids.
AUGAGUCGGCGCGGCCCGCUGCGCGCUCAGCUGCAGCCGUCCCUAAAGCUUCAAAAGCGCCUGGAAACAUUAAACACGCGCGUGCAACGCCUGGAGACCGAGUUGACUGAACUGGUAUCCCUGGCCGUCGCCAACAGCCGGCUCCCCCCGGCCAAACCUCCACGGCGGCAAAUGAGCUUCCGCGCUGCCUCGUUGCGUGUCAAGUCCCGCAGCCAGCUCCCAGAAAUGCGGACCGACGAACCAGAGGCCCGUUCGCCCAGCCCCUCAAAUACCAACAGUCACCGAACAACGUUGGCUACCAAAAAGGAAGCUUCCAGCCGCCCCGUGAACAAGGCUUCUGAUUCCAACAAGUCGCCUCACCCCCCAGGGGCUGGCUCCAAAACGACCGCACCUUCAAAGUCCUCUACCCCCGCAGCCACCUCCAACCGCCAACCUGAACGGCCCGCCAAGGCAACCGACAUGAGCCUGGAGCACAAGGAAGAGGACUUGAUGGAAGCCAAAUCGCUUGCACAGUCGCCACCCGUGACGCUCUCGGGUGUGCAGGCGAUCAUUUUGGCCGCCGAUCUUGACGCGGCCACAGAGGUUGACGAGGCAAAGAGCGAGGACCAACCGCACACGGAAUCAAGCUCUCCCGCGACAUCAGGGCCUGCCCGUGUCUUUGACAUUCUCAGCGAGACCCAGGCCGCCGCUAGCUGGACGGAGCUGGAUGCCAUGUUAGCGAAGACCGAUGCCCACCCUCAAACUGCUGACCUGCCCUCGACUCUGGCAUCGGCACCGACCUCAUCGCAACCCCAAACCCAGGCACCCAAGCCAUCACCACCUGAACAAGACCCCGGUGCACCAGAUCAUGAUUCGGCCACGCAACCGCCGCGCCCUCCUCGCUCCGCGUCAUACUCGGCUCUGCGUGACUCUCUCAAGGACAAGGCUGUAGCUGCUCAACCUGAGCAACCGUCUUCAAGCACCAUUGUGACCACGGCAGCAACAUCCGGAGACACCUCGACCACACAAACUCAGGCAAGCGAUUCGAAACCCAGCAAAGCAUCCGAUGUUGCAACCAAGGUUGAGGAACAACCCAAUGCUAUGCUGUCGACGAGCCCAGCACCACGCCCGCCCAGGCAAGAAAACCUGAAUACUAAUUCCGUGGGCCCGAGCAGGUCCAUUGAAGCCGUGACUAGCGAUGUGACCACCGUGGCCUCGCAAGAAGAUGCAACAGCAGCAACAGAACAACGAGCGGGGCAAGCAGACCCUGACGCUCAAAUACCAAAAGAAGAGGAGGAGGAGGAGGAGGAGGAGGAGGAGGAGGAGGAGGCCCCACCGCCUCCCCCUCUACUCAAGCGCACGAGCUUUCGAGGCAGCAACCUGAGCCUCACGGCCGAAGAUGUGGGCCGAGUUUCACCCAUUCCUUCUGACGCUCCAGAGUUUGCGCUCCCCGCCCCGCCUGCAGCAGAGUCCAACACCCCUGCUCAAGCUGAAACAGGCAACCACAGGUCGACUGGCAGUCCAGGACCAAACGUCACCACAACUACAACUGCGACCACGCACGCCCAGCCUGGCGCGACACAGGCCUUUCUUGACAUGGACUUUUCUCCCGUUGUACGCAAGCCGCGACGCAGUGACGCGCAGAUGUCCCCGCUUGCACCUGAACAGGGUGACGCGACCGAUGAGCAGGACGAGAUGAUUGCUCGUCUCAUGCCCAACGUCGCUGCCACCUCAUGA